CUAACCAUCCAUCCAUCCAUUCGUUGUUGUUAGAACGGUGAUGGAGAAGCCGAGGGACCGCUACCGGCGCCGCUAAGCUAGCAGCGACUCAGCCCGGCCCUGACGAACCGACACCGAGAGGCGGACAGAGGGAGAGGAUGGAAACGGUCGAGCAGCUCGUCUCUUUCCACCACAUUCAGGUCCAGCUGAGCGGGGGCGCGCCUUGGGGGUUCACGCUGAAAGGAGGGCUUGAGCACGGAGAGCCGCUCAUCAUCAUUAAAAUCGAGGAUGGAGGGAAGGCCGCCCACUGCAAGAAGCUGAAAGUCGGCGAUGAACUCAUCAACAUAAACGGAUCCGCCCUCUACGGCAGCAGGCAGGAAGCCCUCAUCCUCAUCAAGGGAUCUUACAGGAUACUGAAGCUCACAGUCAGGAGACGCAGCGUUCCUCUCAUCAGGCCUCACUCCUGGCACCUGGCAAAGCUACCGGAGCUCCCCCUCCCUCCACCGCCACCUCCUCCGUCUCCCCCUCCGCCGCCCUGCCUCCCCCCCACCGACUCCCCUCCACUCCCUCCUCCACCUCCACCUCCGCCUGCCAUGCAGCUCCACCCCGGACAGUACUCACUACCCUGGCACACAACUGACAACAGUGACUUGUCCAUGCAGUGGGGUCAGCUGUCCAGGCCUUACUCCUCCACCGACCGAAGCAGUUCCCUGGGCUCCAUGGAGAGCUUGGACACUCCGACGCCCACCACACAGCCAUACUCCGACUCCCAUAAUUCACCUGUUGACCCAACCCUCUUCAACAACAAGAGAGAUUCCGCCUACAGCUCCUUCUCGGCCAGCUCGAACAUAUCAGACUACGCGACGGUGCCACUAAGGCCCGGCGAAGCCUGCUCCAUGGAUAACCUCCUCCAGACCCUGGGGCCGGCUUGUCAAGGCGACACCAGGUCAUCUGGUGAGGCCCCAGAUGAGGCACAGCUGAUUACACACAAGUCCAGAUCUCUGACGAGGCCGAGACCGAGGCCUGUCGAGGUGAAAGAGAGGCCUUCGUCCUGCUGUUAUGAGCAAGAGCAUAGGGUAGAUUUUGAGAUUGUAAGAAAUGGAGAAAGGGGAGCAGAGAGAAAGACGAACCCCCCUCAGCCUCCGACUAGGAAGGACAGUUUUAGGGCCACCCGGAGUCGCCCUAACGCUGCCAGCCAGCGUUGCGCUUCAGCUCCUAUUGAAAAUUCCAGUGUUUCUUGUUAUUUUGAGGAAAACAAGCGCUCUCUGAAUGUUGAAUCAGGACUUCUCAAUGGCUUCCCUGUGUCAGAAGAAGGUGAUCAAACCGAGAGUUUCAAAGAGGAAACUGUAGACUCACAUUAUAUCCAAAGACACAUCAGAUGUGAGACUGGUGCUAAUAAAGACUACAAAUCAGAGACCACCUCAGACCACCUCCCUGACUCAGUGACAGCCUCCACAGUUCCUACAGUCCCCUCUGGUCCUGCAUCUUUACCUGCCGAAUCCUCUUUGGAGGCUCAAGGGCUGAUCACACGCUCCCAGACAAAGCACUCUUCUUCCGGGCUGCACCGGCACAGCGCCCCUGAGAAGCUAAUAGCUACACAACUUCAGUUAUUGCAGUUCAACAGAGACAACCCUUCAUUGGAGCCUUACAGUUCAAAUGUUUCAGAUCCCUCCUUGUCCCCCUGUAGCAGUCAGUGGUCCCACUCUUCACUUCCACCAGCCACAGAAGACCAGGAAGCUUCUCACAACCACCUUAAUGCCCCGUCACACAAAUGGGGAGGCAGCCGAUGCUCAACUCCUGGAUCUGUGUUCUUGGACGGUGAUGAUGGAGAUUCAAGUGAAAGGCUGGAAGAGAUUAAUGUAAAUGGCAGUUCUGUCUCACCAAUUCAUCAUCACAUCUCAUGGGGUCGCUCGGUAAGUGUACCAGGGGAACCCACAAAAUCAUCAACACAGGAAAGGUUGAGCUCUGACCCGAUACUGGAGAGUGAUUUUGUACCUCUUAGUGCUGCUGCCAGUGUGGACACUCUCCUGGAGGAGCAAAGAUCAGGAGAGAGGGAAAGAAGUGGAGGCAGAAAGGAGGAGGAUGUAGAUGGAGAGGCAGCCAUGAAAAAGUCAAGCUCAUCCAGGAACCAUCGACGUAACCGUCGUCGCAGUGAGCGAUUUGCUACCAAUCUUCGCAAUGAGAUUCAGAGGAAAAAGGCCCAGCUUCAGCGUAGUCGUGGCCCAGGAGGGUUGCUCUGUAGUGGAGAAACUGUCCAGGAAGAGGAGGACCCUGACCUCAGUGAGGAAGGACCAGAAGCAGACCUGCCUUCACAGGAAAAGAAUGCCAAAGUUGCAUUUGCCUUACCUGCUAUUCCCCUAGAUUCCCAGAGCUCCUCAUCCGUCAAGACCUCAAACACCUCAAAUAAAUCAAACCAUGAUGUCUUGCAGCCCACAACUUACCCCCAGAACAGCAACCUCUCCAGGUCUGUUCAAAUUCUAGACCCAGGUGUGGCUAGUUUUGGUCUUGGCAUCCGAGUCGUAGAAGAACCAGCUCCUGCUGGUAAGGCCCGGCGAUGGCGUUGGACCCCUGAGCAUAAACUCCAGCCUGAUCCUGAUCCAGAUCGACGACAUGGGGUCUUGGGGGAGAGGCUGUUAGGGGUCACAGGGUCACGUCACGGGGUUUGUUCCUUCACCUCCCCACCCACUGCCUCCUACGGUCGCUCCUCUUCAUGCUCUCGAAUGGAGGAGUCGGAUAUCCUUCCAUUUGCAGAUAGAAUGAAAUUUUUUGAGGCGACUAGCAAAGGCAUGUCCGUGCCAAAUGCUUUGAGUCUGUCGAGUUGCAGGCAGAAAAAAAACUCCCACCAUCUGGAGCACCAGGGGGGAGAGCUGGAUCAGCAUCCAGCCCAAAGGAGAUACUCAUAUCAGGGGGGACUUAAGCAGGAAAAUGCCCUGCUUCCAAACACUAUGGAGGCCAGGAGGCAGUCUGUGAGUACCUUUAGGGAGAGACAGAAAGAGAAGGAGAGGGAACAAGAGAGGGAUAGGGAACGAGAACGGGAAGAGAGGCUAAGAGAAAGGGAGAGGCAACAGGAGAAGGAAAGACAAAUGAGGGAACUAGAAAUGGAGAGUGCAAGGCUGAGGGAGAUUCAGCGGGAGAGGGAACGAGAGGAGAGGGUGAGGCAGUGGGAGAGGCAGAGGGAGCUGGAGCUGCAAAGAGAAAAAGAGAUGGAGAUAGCCAGAGAGAAGGAACGACUCAAAAAAGAACGAGAGAAAGAGCUCGAGACGGAGCGAGAGAAGGAAAGGGAAGAAAAUUCUCAGCUCAACUCCCAUCAGGAGUUUUAUGGCACUUCUAGCAUCAAGGACAGAAACCAAGACUUCCAGCACAUCGACAACUUCCACAACUUCCAGCCCAAGUCUCAGGUGUUCUCCCAUGGCCAAACCCAAAGUCAAGUCCCACGGUCUGCUUUUUAUCCAGUCAACACUCCCUCCCAGCUGUUGGAGAACCAGGAACCUCUGCAUCAGGGAUACACAGCAAGGAGCUACACACCGACAGAGACGUAUCCGGCUCGGCAGCAGGAAACCACCAGGCUCAACAGGAAGUACAGCCUGACCGAGAGAGACUACCCAAGCUGGAGGCGUGAGUCCAGACCACCAGAGAGCAUCAGUCACCACCACCUCCAUCAGAGUUGCUGGGGCCCCAGGCAGACCAGCAGCAGCAGCAGCGGCAGCAGCAAUGACCACAAUGGACACUCCUUCGCCCCUCCGCCAGCCCCUCUUUCACUCCGAGGACGAGCCAUGUCGGAGAACGACCUGCGCUUCGAUGGCAGCCACCGCUGGUCGCCAUCAAUCUCCUCGGCUGCCAGUCAGACCCUGAGCGAGGUGGAGGAGGGAGGUGGCAGCAUCAGGGCUGGAGACGCAACCAGCAACGCCAGGCAAAACAGAAAGAAGACGCCGCCUCCCCCGAGGCCGCCGCCGCCGAAGUGGGAGCAGUUUCACCGCCGGCGUUCGUCCCACCACACCUUGUUCUCUUCUUCUUCUGCUGCUCCUCACUCCAACCCUCCUCAGACCCACUCCUCCUCCUACAUCGCUCCACCUGAGGAGUCCAGGCAGAGGUCCUACAGCCUCCCUCCAGAGAGGCACGAGGCGUCGGACAGCUGCCCGAGAUGCAGCUGCAACCAAACCCCGGAGAUUUCCCACGGCCCGUCCGAUCAGAACCAGGCCCCGUUUCAGGAAGUGUCCUUUUGUGUCGCCCCGCCCAGUCCCAUGUUCUCAAGGAGGGCCUUCAGACCGGUGGCACCUCCCCAGAGAGACAGGGAGGGAAACCUGAGGAUGGAGUCUCUGCCUCCGCCUACACCACCACCGACUCCAGCAGCAGAGACCGGCGUGAGCAGUGUAUCGAUGGUGGAUGUGAGUCCAGACCAGGACAGGAUUCCAGUGAAACCUCACAAACAGCAGCCCAACAUGAGACCUGGAGCCGAGUGGGAGAGAACUCCAUCUCCCAGAGUUCACAGCGAUGCCGUACUUCACCCAGUCUUAGAAAAUGGGGAUGCUGGUGGGGCUUUACCUUCCUCUCCUUCCUCCUACUUCAGUCAACCUGAUUAUGAGCAGCAGCAGCAGCUCUGUAUGAACAGAGGCUUCCAGACUGAAGAGCAGCAGAAGAUCCUCGAACCAGGAACAGAAUCUGAGACGACCCUGAGCCCGAGUCCCGCUCACAGCCUGGAGGCCGACUUGGACGUCCCCAUGGAGACGGACAUUGACGACUUCCAGGAGGAGGAGCUUCCGGCGGAGGACGCGCCCAUCACCAGCGAGCUGCCCUGCUUCGCUCUGCCCGUCACGGUCCUGGAGACGGACAUCGACACGCUGCCGGAGGCUUCGCCGUCGGGCCGGACGGAGAGCAGCUCCCUGGAGGAGGAGCUGGAGGCCGGGGACGGCAGCAGAGAGGGGCUGAGCCUGGAGGAGCUGUUCCCCCAGAGCAGUGAGGGGGAGUCAGGCACGGAGGGCUGGAGAGGAGCCUACCAAACCACGGAGCACAACGCCGACAGCUUGGAUAGGCGGUCUGGUGCGAGCUCCAGCUGUUCGUCUUAUUACAGCACAUCAGCCGCCAAGGCUCAGCUCCUGUCGCAGAUGAAGGACUUAACCGAUAACAGGGAGAGGGGCGAGGACGACGAGCUGACCUACAAGAAACAGCUGAUGGAGAGCCUCCGGAAGAAGCUGGGAGUGCUGAGGGAGGCUCAGCGGGGUCUGCAGGACGACAUCCGAGCCAACGCACAGCUGGGAGAGGAGGUGGAGAACAUGGUGGUGUCGGUGUGCAAACCCAACGAGGUGGACAAGUUCCGCAUGUUCAUUGGCGACCUGGACAAAGUGGUGAGUCUGCUGCUGUCGCUGUCUGGGAGGCUGCUGAGGGUGGAGACGACACUGGACACGCUGGACCCCGAGACAGAGCACCACGAGAGGCUCCCCCUGCUGGAGAAGAAGCGUCAGCUCAUGAGGCAGCUGUCCGAGGCUCAGGACCUGAAGGACCACGUUGACCGGCGAGAGCAGGCGGUCAGCCGGGUGUUGGCCCGAUGUCUCUCUCCAGAGCAGCACAGAGACUACAGCCACUUUGUGAAGAUGAAGGCCGCCUUGCUGGUGGAGCAGAGGCAGCUGGAGGACAAGAUCCGGCUGGGGGAGGAGCAGCUGAGGGGUCUGAGGGAGAGUCUGGGUCUGGGUCUGGGGAUGGGGAUGGGGAUGGGGAUGGGCAUGGGCAUGGGGAUGUCGAUGGGAUAUGGACAUUAUUAACUGAAGAGAUGAAGAAGAAGAGGAAGGAAGAGAUGUAGCUGCAGACUGAGAGGUAAACGUGCAGUUUACAUGUUUGCAAUAACAUGGACAGUUUUUUAAAGAGCUCGUUUGACAUUUAUUCACUGUCGACACUAAAUAUGAAGCAGCCGUUUAACUUCUGAAACAGGAGACGGUACCAAAAUCCGCCCACCAGCUCCUCUAAAACUCACAAAUCACUUCUUGUUUUAUGGCGGCGAGGAGCCCGACUGUUUCUUGGCUGGUAGCUUCAUAUUUAGCAUCUUAGUGUUCCUCUAAGGGUCAGCAGACAUGUGUGUAGAGGUUCCAGCUCCAAAACAAACAGCUGAAACACCCUGAAGGUUUUUAGGCGGGCGGGAAAGAAUAGACUCUCAGUGAUGGAGACCAAAGGAGGCACAAGUCCAAGGUGUCAGAAUGGUUUGAAAAGAAGAAGAAGAAUGUUGACUCCAGCUGCUCUGCGAGUUAUCUUCAUUAACUAGAGACUUUAAAAAUCCAAUAAAUGCACCAGAAACGUAUCGACAGCUCGUCUCAGAGGGGCAUGUUCGCUGUUAGAACAGAGGAUGGUUGGAUUACUGAAACCCCACAGCUGGAAGAGAGGAUGUUUUCCUUCACGUUUAACUUUUCACAAACCAAAUGAAUCCUUUUUAUUGCACGUCACAUUCUGCUUCACGCAAAGUGCCUGAGACUCGUACUGUAAACACAUGACACUACACUUCCUUCCUGUCUGAUGGAGCGCCACGCUACGUUGCCAAAGACGUUUUCUCUUGAUGAAUGUGUCGCGGACACGCUGCUCACUUUUGAUGUAUUUAAAUCUUCCGGUUCGGAGAAUCGGAGGAGGAUUGUUUUGGUGCUUCUGUUAACCACACUAAAGCCAAUAUUGUGAAUGUGCACCAUCAUUAACUGCUAAAAAGUUCUACUGCAUUCAGCAAUACUGUAUUACCGAGCAUAAUAUCACUACAUAUCCCCAUUACUGUAAUGUCUGUGACUGUCUUACUGGUUGGAGUUUGACACUCCGCUGCCACAAAAUGUACAGAAGACACUUGUGUUUAUAUUGUAUUGUAUAUUUGUAGUGGUUUUAAUAUUUGAAAUGACAGACAUAGGUUGUAAAAGAUGAAUGAGAAGACCGGGAAGUAAGUUUACUGUAUAUUUUGACGGCAAAUGAAUCCGGAGAUGCAUUUGGUUUGUGUCGAACCAGAGUUGCUUUAUUAUUAUUUUUUUGUCAGUAAGCUUCUUGAAGCGUCGGGUGGAAUUUUCAGAUUGUUUUCUGUCAGAUGCCAUAUUGUAUUCCAACACUUGUCCUAUCUGACUUAUAAGUUUUAUCAUGGGAAAUAUGAUUAUUUGCUUUCUUGCCGAGACUCUCAUGUCUGUACAGUGAAUACAAGGCUACAGCUAGCAGCUAGUUGGCUUAGCUUAGCAUAACGACUGGAAACAGCUAUCCUGUCUGUGUCCAAAGUUUAAAAAACAAUCCUCCUAGCAAAAAAACUCCCUGUUUAAUACAUUAUAUUUAGGUUGUGUGUUCCAUAUUUUUAAAAAAGUCUGUAAAAACAACACAGAUGAAGGUUGGAUAUUUAAGUUAAUCUCUUUGAAUAUAUACAUGUGUUAUAGCAAUACUAAAAAGAAAAAACAAUGGAGUCAUUGCAUUUUAAGGUAAGUUUAACAUUUAAAUGAAAGUAAUGAGCAAAAAAAGUUUGAUGCUUGUUAUAGAAGACCACAGACGUCACCUGUGAGUCUACUACUUCCAGACGAAAUAUGUAUACUCGGUACUACAGGGUGUCCCUAAAGUCUGGACACACAGGAAAUCUCAUUAUCAUUUUUUUUGAAACCACAGAUUAAAUAUGGCUUGGUUUAAAGAAGAAAGAGUUGAACUGGUACUUCUCAGUGGACGUGAAGGAUGGACAUGUGGAAAGACAGGAAUAGGGUUAAGGUUAGGCUUAGGGAAGUGAUUUUUUGGGGUUAGCAUGAAUUUUAGCCGUGACCAAUUCUUUAGUUCCGGCUGAUAUAUUUGGUCGUCCAGAAUAGGGUUUGUCCAUGACACUGCCCUUGUCUUUAAACUUUUUAACCACCUUCACCACCUUGGAAAAGCCAAGUGGAAUCCUCCCUGGAUGACGUGCAUAAAAUCCAUCUGCUAUCUUUCAAUAUGUCCAUCCUUCACGUCCACUGAGAAGAACCAGUUCAACUCUUUCUUCUUUGAUGAAGCCGUAUUUAAUCUGUCGAGGCAAAAAAAAUUAUGGUUAAUGAGAUUUCCUAUGUGUCCGGACUUUAGGGACACCCUGUAUAUCAAAAAACCUGUUACCAGUUCACUGUGAAGCCACCGUUUGACUCCGCACCACACUCUGCUACAUGUGCUGCAGACAGUAAAGAAUGACACUAUUUCUGAAUUACCCCAAACAACUUUUUCUGCAUGUGAAGAAAAUAAGUUUAAAUAUCGGCCGAGUUAUCAGUCGUACUCUAGUUGUAAACUUUUGUUUAGAACUCGAGCUUUUUGUGUUGCUAACUUCUCGUGUUAAUGUAAAAGUCUUGUUACUUAUGUCAUAGUGGCUAGUUGUUUCAGCUAGCUUGUUUUUACUCUAAACAAAGUAGAUGUAACUUGUUGAUUAGUUACCUUUAAUUCUGCCUGUAGGUGGAUUUUGUUGCUUUGGAGGCAGGCUAGCACUUUCAAUCAGUUUCCAGUAUUAAUGCUAAGCUAACAGGCAGUAGAUUUAACGCACAGAUAUGAAAGUGGUGUCAGUAUUUUCAUCUAAAUCGUGACAAGACAGCAAGUAAAUGUCAAAGUAUUCCAUUAAAACUUCACAAAAACACUUGAUAAUCUGAAAUGUUUUAGUAGAAUUCAACUGAGCUUCUUUGGUUCUUGAAGAUGGCUGAGAGGUGAAAUGUCCUCAAGAACCAAGAAGAAGUCCAGUUGUUUUCUACUGAAGCUCUUAGGAACCCUAUCUGAGAUUUUUCUGAGAUGCAGAUUCCUUGAAUUCUGGUUAAUUAUCCACCAAAACACCCCAACAUUAAGCUUUAAAUCACCGCCGUCCUCCGGUUUGUGAUCUUGCCAAAGUCCCCCGAUCUUUAGCCGGUAUCCUAACUGGGCAGGUUUAAGGAGCUCAGCACUUCCUGUCUGAGUAAAUCCACUUUAAAGUCCAGUUCAAACUAGAAAAGGUGGGAUUUGUGAGAGGAAAUGUGUUCAUUUCAAGUGAAAUUAUAGCAGGUCUGAGAACACCGACCUGCUUUAUCGCCUCCACUGGUUAAAUGUUGAUCAAAAAAUACGUGUUCUGGUUGGAAGCAGCUUAAAGUUUAUUAAAAGUUACCGUUUUACACUUGAUUUUACUCACUUUAUUCUCUGCUGUCUGUUUGUUUUGUACAUAUUAAAUGUAUUCCUGUGCCAUAACAGCUGUUUUCUAAACUGACUGGAAGCUUAUUGGUUUGACAAGAGGAAAGGAAGUUAUUUGUUGGACCAGUCUGAGACUAUAUUUGUGAUUUCCUGUGUAAUUUUGAUUUAUUACAAAGCCUUUUUUUUGUUUGUUUUUUGUAACUGCAAAAACAUUCGUGUGAGGAAAAAAGUACCAUAAAUAAUAAUAAUAGUAUUUUAAACGAG
Amphiprion ocellaris (clown anemonefish) is the source of this 9330-nucleotide messenger RNA. It is a transcript of the gene shroom4, whose product is annotated as shroom family member 4. The record is from RefSeq and is a predicted model, not a curated record. Gene Ontology annotation, biological process: actin filament organization. Gene Ontology annotation, molecular function: actin filament binding. The transcript has 12 exons. The coding region runs from base 138 to 5735 and encodes 1865 amino acids. Gene Ontology annotation, cellular component: cortical actin cytoskeleton; adherens junction; apical junction complex. Lineage: Eukaryota; Metazoa; Chordata; Actinopteri; Pomacentridae.